Messenger RNA from Moneuplotes crassus, 1445 nucleotides. The record is from the annotation of a GenBank genome assembly. NCBI's taxonomy places the organism in Eukaryota, Ciliophora, Spirotrichea, Euplotida, Euplotidae.
AAAGUAUGAAGAAGCACCUUCUAACCCCACUCUUGGUUUUCUUGCUCGUCACCGUUGCUCUUGCUGCUCAUAACACUGAGGAAUGGAAGAGCAGGACUAUUUAUCAAGUCAUUACUGAUAGAUUUGCAAGGACCGAUGGCUCCACUGACGACUCCUGUGAAGAUCUGCAUCAUUACUGCGGUGGAACUUUCAAAGGUAUUGAAAAUAACUUGGAUUAUAUCCAACAAAUGGGAUUCGACGCUAUUUGGAUCUCACCUAUCCCAGAAAAUUACCUGGAAGAUUAUCAUGGAUAUGGAGCCUUGGAUUGGUACAAUGUCAACCCAAGAUUUGGAGGAGCUGACGAUCUUAAAAGUCUGAUCAACGCUAUGCAUGAGAGAGAUAUGUGGAUGAUGCUUGAUGUCGUAGCCAACCAUGUUGCUUAUAUCGAUAUGGAUUUUGAAAAGGUUACUCCUUUUGACAAGGAAGAGUACUAUCAUGCUAAAUGCCAGAUUAACAAUUGGAACGACCCUAAUGAAGUUGAAUAUUGCAGGCUUUCUAAUUUACCUGAUCUCGACCAAGAUCAUCCUUUCGUUAGGAAGACCUUGAUUGACUGGGUCAAGUGGGUUAUCAAAGAAUUCGACAUUGAUGGUCUCAGAAUUGAUACGGUCCCUGAAGUCAAGAGAGAGUUCUGGAAAGAGUAUACUGAUGCUGCCGGUUGUUAUGCUGUCGGAGAAAUUUUCAAUAGUGACACCCACUAUCUUGCAAGUUAUCAAGGACCUGUUCCUGCUGUGCUAAACUAUCACUCCUUCUUCUUCACAAGAAACCUGUUCCAAGAUGCUGGAGAGUCGAUGUAUCAGGUCAGAGAUAUUGUAAACACAGAUAACGAAGUCUUUCCUGAUCCAACAAUUUUAGGUACUUUUGCAGAUAACCAUGAUAAUGCUAGGUACCUUUCCUUCCAUGAUGACUUGAAGAACUACCAGAAUGUUCUUGUGUUUAACUUCUUCUUGCAAGGAAUUCCUAUGGUUUAUUACGGAACUGAGCAAGCCUUUAAAGGAGGUGAUGAUCCUGCUAACAGAGAACCUCUCUGGGGUCACAUGGAUACCAACAGCGAAAUGUACAAGUUUGUGACGAACAUGGUAAAGGCUAGGAAGGAUUUCAAUGUUUGGGAACAUCCUCACGUUGAGAGAUAUGUUAACCACGAUAUCUAUGCUUUCUCUAGAGGAGAGGUACUAGUAGCUGUGACUAACACUCAUAAUCCAUUCGGUGUUGAUGUGGCUUAUCUCCCAGAUUCUUACAAAGAAGGGGAUAUCCUGUGCAACAUCUUGAAUUCCGAGAAUGACUGCACCACUGUGUCUAAUGGAUCAGUCAAUAUUCACUUCGAUGAUGGAGAAGCUAAGGUCUAUGUUCCACAGGCCAGACUUAUUAAGGAAUAAUGAUUGGCUUCUUUUACGUUCAGUUAUUGUUUU